Molecule: messenger RNA, 3927 nt
Organism: Closterium sp. Naga37s-1
Lineage: Eukaryota; Viridiplantae; Streptophyta; Zygnematophyceae; Desmidiales; Closteriaceae
Source: the annotation of a GenBank genome assembly
AUGUCACUAAUCGCCACCAUCCCCGUCGCGCGCUCUUCGGCAGGCCCAUUCGCCCCGCGCAUUUCCCCUCCCUUCCGCGUUCGCCUCCGCAAUCCCCCGCUCAAUCCCACUUUCCGCCUUUCCCUCUCCGCCCGUAUAACUUUCCGCGCGUGGCAGCCCUUUCCCCGUAUCCCUCCCGCCUCCGCCGCCUCUCGCGUGGGCGCAAUCCGCAAUUCCCCACCCGCCCCUUUUGGCGCAUUCCGCUCGUGGCGGAUCCGCCUCUCCGCGACCGCGGAAGCAGGAGGCGCAGCGGAAGCGGAAAGCGCGCCUGGAUCACUCGCGUUACCGGCGGAGGGAAUUCAGGAGAGGCGUAGGGAAGCUGCGGGAGAGGAGGGAGAGGGUACAGGGUUCUGGGGAGAGGGGACUGGAAGGGACGAAGAAGGAGGAAACGGGGAAGAGAGUGCGGAGGGGGUAAGUGGAGAAGGGGAAGGCGGAGAGGAGGAGGGCGGAGAGGAGGGCGGAGAGGGGGAAGGCGGAGAGGAGGGGGAAGAAGGGGAGGGCGGAGAGGAUUGGGUGCGGAUGGCGGCGACAGAAGAGCGGGGAGGAGGGAGAGGGGAUAGCAGCAACAGAGGUGAGGUGGAGGUGUGCUGGGAAGGCGGGGAGGAGGGGGGGGUGAUGGCGGCGACAGAGGAUGCAGUGGGCAUAUGCUGUUCUGCCAACGAUCUUCCCAACAUUCACGGCGUGCUCAAGCAGAGGUUCGCGGAUUUCAUAGUGAAUGAAGUAGCACCAGAUGGCACGGUGGUGCAUCUGACGCACCUGCACGUGCCGCCCGCGCUGCUGGCACAGGAGCAGCAGGCGCAGCAGCAGGCGCGCAGGCGCGAGGCGGAGAGCCUGGGGGAGCUGGUGGACGCGCAGGGGGUGCUGGCGCAGCUCCGCCAGGCGCUGGGGGGGAGCGCGGAGGGGGGAGGAGGACUGCGCGAUGAGGAAGAUGCGAGGAAGCUGCUGCAGCUGCUGGAAGGGAUUAAAGGCAUUCAGCUGUGGUGGAAAGAGAAGAAGAGGGGAGGCGAGGAGGACAGAGGAGAAGAGGGAGGAGAGGAGGGUUCUGGGGAGAAAAGGGUGGAGGGGAGCGUGCAGGGAGGGGAGGGGGAAGGAGUAGAGGCGGGGAAGGGGGCUCCUCCGCCCAUGCCUGAGCCGGUGGUGUUUGCUGCCAGUGCUGACAAGGCGUACCGUGCUGCCAUGCACGCGUUUAUCAAGUCAUACCCUUUCCUUGUAUCCGACACUAUCGACGCCCCUCAAGGCCCCCCCUACCGCUGUGUGCGCCUGCGCUUCCUCCCCCCGCCCGCCCUCAACCUCAAGGGCGCAGGGGGGCGCGCAGGGGAGCGCGGAGGGCGGGGGGAAGGGGGGCAGAGGGGCGGGGACGGGAGGGGGUGGCGGGAGGGACGCUGGGGGGGGAAGAGGGGGGGAAGGGGCGGGAAGUGGGGGAAGCGGGGGAGGGAGGAGUGGGAGGGUGGGGAUAAGAAGAGAGGGAGGAGGGAUGGUGGUGAUGGCGAUGGGGAGGAUAGGGGGGAAGGGGGGAAUGGCGGAGAGGGGGAGGGGCGGGGGGGGGAGCAGGGGGAGGAGGAUCAGCCGGCGUUUGACAGGCGGGGGAGGAAGGGCGCGGAUGGGGUGCCUGCAACCACUGCCCGCCGCUUCCUCAUGUGCGUGCCCUGGCGUGUGUGGGAUUGGAUUGGCCUGGUUCCACGUGUCGAAGGAGAACAAGGACACCAACCUUACCUGUACCCCUCUUUCCCCCACCCGUCUUCCACUCCCCACCCCCCAGGUUCCACGUGUCGAAGGAGAACAAGGACACCAACCUUACCUGUACCCCUCUUUCCCCCACCCGUCUUCCACUCCCCACCCCCCAGGUUCCACGUGCUCAAGGAGAACAAGGACACCAACGAGGCCAUGGCGCUCGUGGGGCGCUACCUGGGCGUGCAGAGCCGCGCGCUGGGCUUCUCGGGCAGCAAGGACAAGCGGGCUGUCACCGUGCAACGGGUGACAGUGAGCAACCAGUCAGCGCGCAAGGUGGCAUCACUCAACGCCAAGCUGUUUGGCAUCCGAGUGGGCGACUACCGCCUUGUGGACCAGCCCCUCGUGCUGGGACAGCUGGCAGGCAACCGCUUCAUUGUCACUCUCAGGGCCGUGAGAGCAUCAAGUCUGGACGCCAUCACAGCAGCGGCGGAGGGCCUUCGCUCUCAUGGCAUUAUCAACUACUUUGGCCUUCAGCGCUUUGGAGUGGGUCCGGUGGCGACGCACACGCUGUCAGGGCUGAAGCGCAACCCGCGCAAUCUGGUGCAGGCGCUGGGCUUCAUCCCGCGCACCAUGCGCCUCAUGUACGUGCACAGCUUUCAGAUCUAUCUGUGGAACCAUGCAGCCUCACACCUUUGCCCUUCCCUCAUGAACCCCCCGUCCUUCACACCCCUCCCCCCACCCUUCCCUUCCCUCAUCCCCCCAUGCCAGGUACGUGCACAGCUAUCAGAGCUACCUGUGGAACCAUGCCGCCUCACACCGCAUCAAGACGUAUGGCUCCACCCGAGUGGUGGCAGGCUCCACCCGAGUGGUAGCAGUGUUGCUGCUGCGGCUGCUGCAGCAGCAGGGAGAGCAGCGGGCGUGGGGGCAGAGGGGCCGGGGAUGAGGGGCACAGACGCAGAGGCGGAGGCAGAGGAGGCGGCAGCAGUGGCGGUGGAGGCGAGGGCGGAGGGGGAGGAGGUGAGGGUGGUGAGUGAGGAGGAAGCAGAGAGAGGGGUCUACUCCAUCGACCAAGUCGUGCUGCCCCUGCCAGGCUGCUCCAUUCAAUACCCCACCAACUCCACUGCUGAGGUCUUUCAUUCUCUCGCCGCCAAGGAUGGCAUAGACCUCUACACCAGCAAGCACAGCGUCAAGGAAUAUUCCAUUGAGCGCAUUCCAGGGGGCUACAGGCGCUUGUUACAGCGCCCCUCCAACUACAACUGGCGAGUGCUGGCGUACUGGCGUCCCACGCAAGUGUUGGCAGAGACUGAUUUGGACCGCAUCGCUGCUGCUGCCCUCGCAACUCCUGCCCCCACUCCCGCUACCUCUGCCGCUGCUCCUGUCUCUGCCGCCCCACCUGCUGCCCCAUCUGUGGAUCCAGCAGCAGACUCGAACUCAACAGCAUCAGCAGCAGCAGCAGCAGUUGGUGCUGCUUCCACUGAUGCCCCUGCUGCAUCUGCUAGUGGUGAUGCUGCUGCUACGUCUGGCAGUGACGCUCCUGCAGUUGUAGAGGCAGCGCAUCUGUACUAUGGGUUCAAGCAGCCAGGCUACAAGGGGGCGCUCAAACAGGCGCAGAGGGGAGAAGAAAAGGCAGGGGUUACUGCUGGCGCUGCUGCGCUCAGUGGGGUAGAGGCAGCAACAGGAGAAGCAGGGGCAGGAGGGGAAGCGGCAGGGACAGUGCCGGCAGUGGUGGUGUUGGCUUCAUCAGAUGGAGUGAAGCUGGGCAGAGAUGAGCUGGAACGCCUAGGGAUUGGGGAGGGGCCUAUCGGAGCCCUGGUGGAGGGGGUUGAUGGGGGGGAGGGCGAGCGUGGGAAAGGCGGAGCUGAGGCAGGUGCGGUGACAGAGGAGGCAGAAAAGGCGGAAGGGAUUGUUGAGAGUGAGACGGAGAAAGGGGAAGAGGAGGGUGGUGAUGAGAAGGAGGUAAAGCAGGGCGAAUUGGACGCUGCAGCGGGUAGUGGGGAGGGGGAGGGGCAAGUGGCAGGGAGGAGGGGAGAGCGAGGGGUGGAGGGAGCAGCACAUGAGGGAGUGAGGGUGGCGCUGCAAGUGGAGUUCACUCUGCCUGCGUCGGGAUACGCCACCAUGGCCAUCCGUGAACUGCUUAAAUCCUCCACUGCUGUGAGUGUGACCAACGAUGCUGGCGUUCACAAGGUGUUCAACGACAGGGAGGACGGCCAGGGCUGA